ACCGCGCAUGCGCAACUCCUCCCCCCAGCAGCCCUUGCGGUCGAAGCUCGCCUCCGAGUCCUCUCUGGCAGCAGGUUUCAAGAUGGCGGACCGACCUGGGUUCUCUUUUCUAGUACCUGUCAGAGAUUUGAAGCUUCUGGAUGUGAAACUGGGGCAGCUACCAGGCUGGUUGGCAACACGAGAUUACACCCCUACAGGGAUUUUUCUAGGUCUCCGACGAGGUCAUGACCGAUUUGUCAAGAAGUAUAUUGAUGUGAAGAAAACCAGCUUUGCUGGGAUAGCCAUAAUGCUAACUAGCUACGUGGUCCUGAGUUACGUUUGGAACUACCAGCAUCUUAAGCAUGAUCGCAUGAGGAAGUAUCACUGAGACUCAAUGGACCAGAAGACAACCAAGUUACUGAUUAGUGAAGAGUCCUGGGAGAUCUCUUUAGCUGAAGGCUUCUUAGCCCUUAAAUACUAAACUAUCUUCUGGAAUUGCAAAUGUAUUGUGACCAAUAAAAUGCUCACUGUCCAUGUGAA
This is a messenger RNA of Hemicordylus capensis (graceful crag lizard), 519 nucleotides long. RefSeq names its product ATP synthase membrane subunit f (gene ATP5MF). The coding region runs from base 8 to 367 and encodes 119 amino acids. The transcript is spliced from 4 exons. Gene Ontology annotation, biological process: proton motive force-driven mitochondrial ATP synthesis. Gene Ontology annotation, molecular function: proton-transporting ATP synthase activity, rotational mechanism. The record is from RefSeq and is a predicted model, not a curated record. NCBI's taxonomy places the organism in Eukaryota, Metazoa, Chordata, Lepidosauria, Squamata, Cordylidae.